CCUCAACCAAAAAAAAAAAGGCAAAAUGACAAAAACCUUCUUUGAGUCGGAACUCAAGGUGAAGAUAGAGCAUAAAUGUAUCGAACGGCAGCGAAUCGCCUCCUUUACGGCGCCUCUCUUAUUAAUAACAGCGGCGGAGGCCACCUCCUCCGAUUCCCUAUUCUCAGAACCGUGAUUAGCUCUUCUCGGUUUUCGACUACCGUCGACCCUCAAACAUUCCCUAAUCAAGACCCUGGUCCAUCUGAUUCUUCCACAACGUCAUCGGCGACGAGUUCCUCAACAUCAUCAACGGCUGGGGAUGGUCCUCGUCACGAGAGAAAGAAUCCGAGAGCUGAGUACGAGGAGGAGCAAGCUCGAGUGCUGCAAGCCUCACUGCGACACGUCAUAAGACUGGGAUGGAGUGAAGAAGCAAUAAUAGCAGGGGCAAAGGAAGCUGGGGUUUCUCCUUCAAUUGUUGGAUCCUUCCCCCGAAAAGAAGCUGCCAUUGUCGAGUUUUUCAUGGACGACUGCUUACAAAGGCUUAUUGAUAGAAUUGACUCUGGGGAGGAAUUACAAAACUUGAUUCCUAGCCAAUGCAUCUCCAAGCUUGUAAGGAUUCGCCUAGAAAUGCAAGCACCAAACAUAUCAAAAUGGCCUCAAGCUCUCAGCAUCCAAGCACAUCCAUUGAAUGUUUCAACAAGUUUUAAGCAGCGGGCAAUGCUGGUAGAUGAAAUCUGGCAUGCUGCUGGUGACGGGGCCUCUGAUGUAGAUUGUUAUGUGAAGCGCACUAUCCUUGGAGGCAUAUACUCAACAACAGAGAUUUAUAUGCUGACUGAUAGUUCCUCAGAGUUUCGUGAUACAUGGCUGUUCUUGGAUGAUCGGGUAAAAGAUGCUUUUGAUUUGAAGAAAACAGUCCAGGAGGCAAAGUAUUUGGCGGAAGCUGUCGGUGCUGGAAUGGGGAGUUCUUUGCAAGGAUUUGUGAGCAGAGUGCUUCAGAGAUAAAAGCUAAAGUCAGGAUGGUUCUUGAUAUUUCUAUGACUAGCAUCAGACUUUACAUUACUCUUGACGAGCUAUAAAAACUAGGCGCUGUCAUCCCUGGUCAAUAUCCACUUGGCACAAGCCAUUUAGUUUAGGUUUCAUAUUACUUUUGCAAUUUGAUUAAAUUCAAAAUUUUAUGGACGUGGCAAAAUAAUAAUUUGAUAACAGGAUAAUGUGCUUCGGGUGAGAAUAUUUUCUUAAAAAAAUUUAAUCGUCAUUGGUUGUUUGUAGCUCAA
Molecule: messenger RNA, 1253 nt
Organism: Durio zibethinus
Lineage: Eukaryota; Viridiplantae; Streptophyta; Magnoliopsida; Malvales; Malvaceae
Biological process (GO): ubiquinone biosynthetic process
Cellular component (GO): mitochondrial inner membrane
Molecular function (GO): lipid binding
Source: RefSeq, a predicted model, not a curated record